Messenger RNA from Tetrapisispora phaffii CBS 4417, 996 nucleotides. RefSeq names its product putative pyridoxal kinase BUD17 (gene BUD17). Bases 1 to 996 code for a protein of 331 amino acids. The transcript has a single exon. Gene Ontology annotation, cellular component: cytosol. Gene Ontology annotation, molecular function: pyridoxal kinase activity. Gene Ontology annotation, biological process: pyridoxal 5'-phosphate salvage. The record is from RefSeq and is a predicted model, not a curated record. Lineage: Eukaryota; Fungi; Ascomycota; Saccharomycetes; Saccharomycetales; Saccharomycetaceae.
AUGACGGGCAAUAAUAAUAAUCAAGAGAUAUCUGAAAGAACUAAAAGAGUGUUAUCAAUUCAGUCCCAUGUAGUACAUGGAUAUGUUGGUAACAAAGCUGCCACUUUCCCAUUACAAUACCAAGGGUGGGAAGUAGAUGCUCUGAACACCGUGCAAUUUUCAAACCAUCCUGGAUAUCAGUUUUUUACAGGUUACUCAAGUAGUCCAAAUGAAUUAGUCGAUAUUAUAUCAAAAGGUUUAAUCGAUGAAUCAGAGCUCAGUUAUGAUGCCAUAUUGACUGGCUAUAUAUCUGAUGUGGAAGGAUUACGAAAGAUCGGUGAUUUGAUUAGUCAGCUUUGCAAAGAUUCUAAAAAGAUAAAAUGGUUAUUGGACCCUGUACUUGGUGACAAUGGCAAACUAUACGUUUCUGAAGAAAAUAUCAAGAUUUAUCAAGAAAUAUUGCGAACUGCCAGUAUUUACGUAGUUACACCAAAUCAAUUUGAAAUGGAAGUACUCACAAAUGUUAAAAUAACAGAUCUACCAAGUCUUAGAGUGGCAUUUGAAGUAUUCAGAGAACACUAUCCUACUAUUCAAAACGUAGUAGUAACAAGCGUGGAGCUCCCUGAGCAUCCUGACGUUCUUACCAGUGCAUGCUCUACAUUCAAUAAUGCAGAUAAGAACAAAUUGUAUAUAGACAUCUUCGAAGUACCUAUAAUCCCUGCAAAGUUCAGCGGGAGUGGUGAUUUAUUCUCUGCCAUUUUAUUAAACAAUUUAUUUUCUUACAAGCCAGUUCCCAAAAAUGAAGGUGAGCUUCUCAAAAGUGCUUUGCAUAGAACACUCAUACAAGAGGAUGCAAUACUAAAGAGAACAUAUGAACUGACGUUAAAGGAAUUCAAUCAUACACAGACCAUCGACAACCUUUCAAUUGUCAAGGAUUUGAAAUUAAUCCAAUCAAAAGACCUACUAGUCGACGAGUCACUGUACUCAAAUGUUUCUUUCAAAUGCUCAUCUAUAUAG